AGCUGAUUUACACACGUCUAGCAAUCAAUCGCAAUCGCAUUCUCGUUUCUCACAUUCCGUUCUCGUAUUUGGCUUCAGUUCGGUUCGGUUUUUGUGUCUACUGCUGCUAAUCUGCAGAUAUUCAGUGAAAACAGUGUUUUUGAUAAUCUUGGUGGAUUAAGUUAACGGAAGGCGACUGCCGUACUGAACGUCAUUCACAGGAUUUUAUACUUCAAUUGAUUCUGUUGACAAAUAUCUGAAGAGAGAAUAAAUUGUCUAAAUGUAUAAGAAAAUGGGUAUUCAACUCAUUAUUUGUACCAUUUGCAUUGGAGCGGUGUUUGCUCAGAUAGAUCCUUCAGCGAGUGAUGCAUUACAAGCCCUCCCAGCAGACAUUCAAGAUCUAGUUAAUAAUACACAAAUACAAGAUAUUCAAAAUAAGACAACUAGAAAAUUGAAAGAAAAAUGUGAAAACAAUGGUGGGCCUGAUGCAUACACUAAUCUUGAGGGAGCUGUGAAGAGUUUCACGACUUGUGUCCAAGACUUGAUUAACUUCUCAACCCUCAAUGAGGAAAUAGAAAAGGCUAAACCUGACGGCAGGGUUGAUGAAGUUUUCAAAAAGUACUGCGACAAGCGUCCGGUGCUCCUUAACUGUUUCCACAACCUGACUGAGGUGUUGGAGACGUGUCUUACUGCUGAGGAGCAGCAGCAUGUACCGCCGUUUGUCAACAUGACGCAUCAGCUCGCCGAGUUCAUCUGCUUUAAGGAUGGAGACAGGAUCGCUCUUUUCAUCGCGGAAAAGGGACCCGAAUGUCUACAGGAGAAGAGUGCUAUGAUCAACGAGUGCUUGAACAACACGUUCAUCGGUAAACCGAGCUUCGACAAAAUUCCCGAUGAAAUACCAGAGAUCAAGUUUGGGGAAAAAGAAUGCAACCAAUUAACGAAAGCGCAGAGCUGUGUGGUGGCAGCUUUAGAGACGUGUGCGGUGCCAACUUCCGCCAAUAUCAUAGAGUCUCUGUUCAAAUUCGCAAGGAAAUCGCUGCCCUGUAAAGAGAUGCCGGAGACAAAGAAGCCGAACUCUGGUAGUCGAGUGGGUGUUGCCUCUCUCACAAUCGUGGCGGCCAUUGCUGCUAGAAUUCUCGUUUAAAUCUAUUAUAUGUCAUGUCAUUUGAAAUGUAGGACUGGGAUAAUUUACCCAAUGUCUAAAACCCAUUAAUACUAUUUACUCGAACGGUCCAAUAGAAAAAAAGCUUAGGGCCGAACGGGAAACAUCCGGUACUUGGACAACUGUAGUCUGCUUUAGGUGUGACCAGCUUUUGAUGUUUUUAGAACUAGUGUUUAACGUAUUUUAAGAGUACAACGAAAUAUUUGAUGUAAAUUAAACAGGCUUUCUUUUUUUUAGAUUUUUUGUUCCUUUUGAAGUAUUUUUUUUGUUUGUUGGAUUUUUAAUGUACGUUCUAAUUAGAAAGUACUCAAUAAAAAUGUAGUACAUUUAAAACCUUAAAGAACCUAUAUUGAUAUUUUAAUUUUAUUUUUACAUAUUUAGUACAAGAGCAUAAUAAUUUUUUAAAAAUCAAAAAAUACUUUUAUCAAGUUCAAAGAUCAAUUUUUUUGAAUUUAUUUCUAUGAUGUAAAAGCUAAAAAUACUCUAAUGUAUACUUUAGGAAGACAAAUUCGUAUAAUUUAUAAUGACAUGACAUAAUCAAAGAUUUUUAUGUAAACAAUAUAUUUAGGGCCUAAGCCAAAUCGUGGUAACAUAUCGUCCUUAUAUCAUGAAUUUAUCAAUACUUUGCCAAAAUAUUCGCUUCCAUCCAAUACUGUAGAAUAAAUUAUGAGGGCAUUCCUACCAAACAUUGACAUCAUUUGAAAGAAAAAAAUUACACUUCGUUUUUUUAUUAAAAAUCUUCUGAUAUGUAAAAAUUGCAACAUUUUUUUGGUAAUUCCAAGCUUUGUCGGCAAAAGAAAAAAUAAUAUUUAAUAAACAUUGUGCCAAAUAUGAAGGUAGCCUCGGUAUUUAAAGAUUUUUAGUAUUGCCAGUAAAAUGUACCUACACUUUAUACUUUGGUAUUUUGAUACUAACAAUUCCAAAACUAAAAAUUGGUUAUGCUUGAUUGCAACAUUAGUAAAUCUUUUAGGGCUUGUCCCACAACUGGCUGAUAGAGGCUCAGAUAGCUUAUAAAUUACGUCACCGUCAGAUAAGGAAAGAAAAUCCGAUAUUUCCAUCACAUUUUUGAAACGUUGGAUUGUUAUCAGACAAUUUAGAAAUUGGUGAGACAGGCCCUUAAUGUUGUAUUUUUGUACUGGCAACACAUGUUUAAAAUGGUAGAUUUGGUAGGAUUUGCCCUCCUUAAUAAAGCAGUUAUUUAAACAGACGUUAUAACGCUUCAAGGAGCUAUUUUAAUAUAAGAAAGUGCGGGUCAUUUGUUUAACGAAUAAGUGUUCAUUUUGAAGUUUCUUUUGUUAAUUAACAUAAUAACGUAAAAUGAACAAAAAAAUAAAUUAUGUUUGUUUUAUAUGUCUAAAUUUUUCAUUUUUUUUUAACUAUUUAUUAAUAUGAAUGAAAAAUUACAUAUUUUUGUAAAUUUAUUUUAAUUAUACAUAACAAAUCUAUUCCA
Molecule: messenger RNA, 2591 nt
Organism: Papilio polytes (common Mormon)
Lineage: Eukaryota; Metazoa; Arthropoda; Insecta; Lepidoptera; Papilionidae
Product: 27 kDa hemolymph protein-like
Exons: 7
Coding region: 260-1123 (287 amino acids)
Source: RefSeq, a predicted model, not a curated record